UAAUAAUCGCCAGGGUAUUUAUGGCCAGGGUUGCGGGCGGCCUCGGGGGAGCCCGGAGACCGCGCGGGGCAGCGGAUGAGGCGCAGUGGCCGUAGCCCAGGGCACCUCCCCCCGGCUUCCCGAACGCUGCCCUGUCCGACCCGAGGGGGAGGAUGGAAACACCAGCUGCGCUCUGAGCCCCUCAGGAAGAUAACACCCUUCCCGCCACAUCACCCCGUGAUCCACGAGUCCAUCUCCCAGAGCUGGGCUGAGCGGAAAAAACGAGCGAUGGCGGAUAACCUGAGGAAACUUGUCUCCACCGAAUCUUUACGGUCGAUGCAGGACAAGCUAGAGAACUGGCUGAGGGAGUACAAUAACAACUCAUGUGAUCAAAAUCUAAAUUAUUGCCUGGAGCUCAUCGAACAAGUUGCCAAAGUGCAGGGACAGCUCUUUGGGAUCCUCACUACAGCAGCCCAGGAAGGAGGGCAUUAUGAUGGUGUGGAAACAAUCAAAUCACGCCUUUUGCCUUGGCUGGAGGCCUCCUUUACUGCCGCUUCCCUGGGGAAACCUGUCGACAGCAAGGUCCCCUCUCUACAGGACACGUUUGAUAAGGAGAGACAAAAAGAGUCUGUUAUUCGGGAUCGGAACAUACAUCAACUAGAUGCUGAUUUGAACACAACUCGUAAUCAACUCAGCCAGGUUCAAGACGAUCUGGCUGAAACUGAAAAGACUCUUGAAGAAACCAAGAAAAGAUCGGCCAUAUCCCUUUUGGCUGCAGAGGAGGAAAUAAAUCAGCUAAGAAAGCAGCUUAAAUGUCUUCAAGCCCAGGAGGAAUCCCGCCACAGACCCCCAGAGCAUAGGAGCUCAGAGAAGCGGGGCUCGGAGCGUAGGAGAGUGGAGCCGCGGGGCGCAGACAGGUGCGGCGCAGACAGGUGCGGCACAGCCCAGCGGAAAGCAGAAGAAAUAUGUGAUUAUGAGAAACAGCUCCGAACGCUGAAGGAUGAGAUAGCUGUUCUUUCUGCUGAAAAAUCUGUGCUCCAAGGAAGGUCCACCAGGAGCCGGUCUCCUAGCCCUGCCUCUCGCAGCCGCAGCCGCAGCCACAGCCACAGCCGCAGCGGCAGCCGCAGCCACAGCCGCAGCGGCAGCCACAGUCGCAGUCACAGUCGCAGUCACAGUCGCAAUCACAGCCGCAGCCGGUCCGCCAGCCCCUCCACCGCGGUCUCCAGGGUCCGCAGCCCGUCCCCGAAUCGCGCCAAACUGUCCAGCGUGGCGCGCAAGGCUGCCCUGCUGUCCCGGUUCAGCGAUGCCUACUCCCAGGCCCGCCUGGAUGCGCAGUGCCUGCUGCGGCGCUGCAUCGACAAAGCCGAGACCGUGCAGCGGAUCAUCUACAUUGCCACGGUGGAGGCAUUCCAUGUAGCCAAAAUGGCAUUCAGACAUUUCAAGAUCCGAGUGAGGAAAUCAUUGACACCGUCUUACGCGGGGUCAAAUGACUUUGAAGAUGCCGUCUUGGAUUAUAUCAUUUGUCAUCUCGAUCUAUAUGAUUCCCAGAGCAGUGUUAACGAUGUGAUCCGAGCCAUGAAUGUCAAUCCCAAGAUUUCAUUCCCUCCUGAAGUUGACUUUUGCCUCCUCAGUAACUUCAUCCAGGAGAUAUGUUGCAUUGCCUUUGCAAUGCAGACACUAGACCCACCCCUAGAUAUUGCAUUUGGGGCCGAUGGAGAAAUUUUUAAUGAUUGCAAGUACCGUCGAAGCUAUGACUCCGACUUCACAGCUCCCUUGGUGUUUUAUCACGUGUGGCCUGCUCUCAUGGAGAAUGACUGUGUCAUUAUGAAAGGAGAAGCUGUCACCAGGAGAGGGGCUUUUGUACGGUGGCCUUGCAUAGUGACAAUUCAUCCCAAGUGUUUGAUUCACAAGUUCGAGAACAUUUAUAAACCCAGAGAUUCUAUAAAGAAAUUCAUAAAGGGUUGUUGGAUAAGAUCUCAUACAAAGGAGAGGAAGGGGACUGCCUGGGAAAGAACAGAUUCUCUUCUUUGACUUGUCCAUGAAUUUUCUUAAUUUCCUGGCAAUAAUUUCUUUGUUCCUUUUUUAAGAUAGAACUAGGCAUACUUGCCUGCUCCACCUUAGAAAUAUUAUUCUACUGUAAGGACAAAUCCCUUUGAGCUCACUGAGGAGGUCUUCUAGAAUUCUAAGCAUUUAAAAGUGAUCAGUUAACUUUCAGGAAAGAGUUGGCCAAAUUUUUAUGGACAAUUCUCCAUUUUAUGAUAAAUAUGCCCUGUCUUUCUCUCCUUGGUAUGAUGUGUAGGGAGGGGAGGGAUAGAGAAAAAAGGGCAAAGAGGAGUUCCCGUGGUGGUGCAGUGGGAACGAAUC
Phacochoerus africanus (Common warthog) is the source of this 2343-nucleotide messenger RNA. RefSeq names its product spermatogenesis associated 18 (gene SPATA18). The transcript is spliced from 10 exons. The record is from RefSeq and is a predicted model, not a curated record. The coding region runs from base 76 to 2010 and encodes 644 amino acids. Gene Ontology annotation, cellular component: mitochondrial outer membrane. Lineage: Eukaryota; Metazoa; Chordata; Mammalia; Artiodactyla; Suidae. Gene Ontology annotation, biological process: mitophagy by internal vacuole formation; mitochondrial protein catabolic process.